AACACAAGAAGGAAGCUCGCCUCAGUUCUAGGCAUGAAUCUCUAACUAUCCAGCAGGCUACAGUUCAUCUGUUGGCUAGAAUGCCUUCAUCCAAGAGGUCUAAUCAGUGGUCCCUGUCAGAGGUUCUGGGCCAGCGGAGACGGCUGUUAGGCCUUGGCGCUCUACUGGCCUGGUUGAUCCUCUUCCAUCUCCUCGUUAACGUCUGGCUCCUCUGCAUCUUCACUAGUCUCCUGGUUGUCUUGGGAGGUUGGUUUGGAUCGCGAGCCAUUCUGGAUGCCAACAGCCUUCUCCACUUGGAGCAUUUCUUGCCGCUCGGCGGGGCGACUCCGUCUCAGUGUUCGGCCGAACAUGAGUGGAGACUCAAUCACGAGAUCCACAGCGCCGUCCACAAAGCGGUGCGGGAUUUUGUGUCUUCCUGGUAUCGCACUCUUCUGCCAGAGGUGGAAGGCGAGUUUGAGCGUGCGGUGCGCAAUUCCAUGCUGGAAUCGGUGAUGGAGCUGAAGGAGCGUGCGAGACAUGUAGACAGAAAGGCCGUGGUCCAACGGCUUUUAGAGCUGUAUGGCUGCCACCUGCAGAGCUACAUGACAGCCAGGCACAUGCUGCUGGAAACACAGCGAGAAGUUGAGAACGUUAGCCUUUGGCAGCUCUACCAGGAAGUAGACAGCCCUCAUCCAGCUGUUAGCGAUGCAGCCGCUGAGCUCAGGUACGCCAGAGCUCUGGUUAACCUCGUCUUGCACGUGCUUGUUCCGUACCCUCAGAUGGAAACCAGGACGGGAGGGUACAUGGUUACCGAACUCAUUACCUGCAAUGUGCUUCUGCCGCUAAUAAGCAGGCUGUCUGAUCCCGACUGGCUCAAUCAAACCAUUGUAGACGUCUUCACCAGGUCACAAAAACCACAGGAUGGCGCCCUGUACAGGUGCGCGCUCCAUGAUUCGUGGAUCACCUGUCUGUCAUCUUCGGAUCAAGCGAACCCCGUGAGCGGGAGCAACUCUGAUCUUCGUGAGCUGCUCAACCCGAUGAGUGAGGAGGACUCCUGUCAGUGCAGCUUGCUGAGCCUUGAGACUUGCUCUGGGAAAGCUGAGAAUUGCCACGCUGGUCUGCUCACACCGUGCAAAGUCCACUGCUGUUCCCUCACGUCUGGCCAUUGCUCUCACCUCCCAGAGUCCAAGAUGCUGUCACCGGACUCCCCGAUGCAGUCCGACACGGACGAUGGCAUGACCAGACGCUUGUGUGAAUGCGGUCCCUCAGCCAACUUCUGCAACACGAUGAAUUUAAACGACGACGCUGAGGAUUUUGGCUGCUUCGGUACGCUGAAAAAUCUGGGGCCGAAGGCGGUGCCCGUGAAUUUACCCUGGCCUGUCGGUAUUGCUCAAGAGAAAUCCCCAGCAGGGCCUUCAAGAAGACUUUGCCUCAGUCCCUUGAACUUUGACAGUCCAAACAAACCAUCAAUGGGCAUCCAGAAUGUGCAAAUUGCUGGAACAGUCAGUGCAAAGGAGCAGCGUGGUACUGGAACACAUCCGUAUACUCUCUACACUAUCACGUUUGAGACCGCAACAUGCCCCGAAAGCGGUGACUUUUUGCAACCUGCAACCUGUCACUCGGUCAACCGCAGAUACAGCGAGUUCCUCAACUUGCAAACACGUUUAGAGGAGAACCCAGAAGUGAAGAAAUUUGUCAAGAAUGUAAAAGGUCCGAAGAAAAUGUUCCCUGACCUUCCCUUUGGGAACACAGAUGGUGAGAAGGUGGAAGCCCGUAAAGGCCAACUGGAUACGUUCCUUAAGCAACUAAACAGCAUACCUGAAACAGCGAGGAGUGAGGACAUGCAGGAGUUCCUGUCUCUAAACUCAGGGGUUUGCACGUAUUUUGGAAAAAGGCCUUUUGUCAAGUCAAGAAUUGAUAAGAUGAUGGAAAACGCUUUAGACACAUUGAAGACAGCCUUUCCUCACCCCGAAGCCGUGAGUCCAACAGAGGACCUUGAGGGAGACUCUGAAGGGAGAACACUGGACAGCAGAAAGUACAGGAGGCUCAUGUUCCCGAGCAAAGUGUCUCCAACUCUCAAUAUACCUGACUUACAUCCUAAAGUGACUUACUGCUUUAGUGAAGGCAGCCCUGUGCUCAAUGGCAUGUCCUUGUCCAGACUGGAGAGCUUUGUCCUGGAGCAGGAACGACUUUUAUGCGAGCCCCAAGGCAGAAAACAAGCCAAGCAGACGGAGCUCGUGGGCACAGACAAGGCGACGUGUGGCAAAGUUCACGGCGCCGACACAGCUGUGGCAGAUGUUGCGCUGAACAUUUUGUGUUUGUUGAUGAAGGACCAGUGGAGUUGGCUGUGCACUGAGAACGUCCAGAAGGCCAUCAGACUUAUCUUUGGCACUUUUAUUGAGAGAUGGAUGGACAUCGGAGUGGCCCACCUGACCAGCGCCCCCUGUUGGGUCAUUUACCUCCAAGUGCUGCAGGAGGCCGUGUGGCCCGGAGGUGCUCUUCCCGCCCAACCGCAGCCCGAGCGCAGCACCGCUGAGAGAAAGGAAACCAAGGACCGAUGCCUGGAAUGUCUCAUGCAGCUACUUCCGGAGCUCAUCACUGACAUGUUAGGCAGUGACAAGUACAGAUUGAGCAUGGAGACCAUGCUGGAGUCUUUACAGGAACACCACAUUAACAAGCAUCUCGUUUACUGCAUCUGUGACCUGCUACUGGAGUUUCUGAUACCAGAAUCAAGCAAUGAUUCCUUCCAGAGGUCUCUUCUGCAGAGUCUAUGCAAAGAUACUCCUCCCUGAUGGCCACAUUUCACCACAGCUGUGUCGCAGCUCGAAGUCGAGUCCGACCUGGACCGCGUGAUUUAAGGCUUUGAUGCAACUGCAUAGAAGGACUCACUUGAUUGCUCCAUGUCCAAGAAUCAUACAUUGUAGCUCUCUACUAACCUACUCUAAAUCAUUGUUAAGUUCAGCUCCUGUAUAUUGUGUAUGCACACAAAUGCAACCUCAGAGAACAGAUGCCGGCUCGUUUGUUUUUUCCCUCCGCAUACACAUCUGGUCUCAACAUUAGGUACAGUUGCACCAAUAAGAGACAAGACAAGAUAUAUAUUAUAUACAGUGCACGAGAGCUGUUUUUAGGUCUUCUGCCCCUCAUGUAACUGAGCGGUUACUUUGUUGAAUUGUUUUAUUUGUUUUGUGUUGAUGACUCCAAAAUCUUUCCGUUAGUUCUAAAUGUUGAAGAAUAAUCUCUCAGUGAGAUGAGGGCUGUGAUUCAUUCAGUCAUUGGUUCCCAUUUCAAGACAGAUUUGCAUUGAUACGGUACCGAAAUGCAUUUUUGAAAUGUUCAAAGCUGCUAAAUGAUUGAAAGUGAAUCAUUUUGGAAGGUUGACCAGUUCAUUUGAAAGCAAACCAACUGCACUUAGCGAUAGCUUUCAAGUUGUGUGACUGAGUUGGAAUGAUGAUUUUUGUUUUUUAUGAAUAAUUUAUGAGUACGAUUACAAAAGUGUGAUUUGCCGAGGAAUCUGCAAAGCAUGUGUGAAAAGAUGCUGGAAGUCCACUGAGCCAAGUGUUCUUUUCACCAGCAAAGUCAACGUCUGGUCCAGGCAGCCCGAUAAUCUUCCCAUGAUCUUUUGACCCUUUCCCCAGACGUCUUUGAUAAAGUUUGAAUAGUAUUAAACAUUGAAACUGUUCUUUGUCACUUGUCUGAUCCAGAUGAGCCAUACAACUGUAAGAAUGUUCCUUCUAUAUAUUUGACUUGAAUUUUUAAUUAAGAUAAAUGAGGAACAGAACUAACAGCAUGUAUGAAGUGUUUCCAUACGGCAGCAUGAAUCCCUUUUUAAAAAGCUGAUUUCUGCAGCCCACAAUAUAGAAAGCCAGUCAGCGGAAAUCAAGAAAAUGGAGGUGAGGCGAGGGCAACCAGAACGCUAUAAGUGAAUUAUGGUCCGCAGAGUAUGUGAAAGAAAGAAAAAUCAACAUAGUCAGUUGGUCAAAAAUGUCAUCAUGGCAUCUCAAAAAUGUCUCACUCCUUUGCAGGGCGUCACAUGUCAUAAAAUGAACAGAUAAACAUUUGAAAAACGAUUUGGGUCUCUUUGUUAUGCCUCAGAUUUUGUACCUUCUACGG
Molecule: messenger RNA, 4089 nt
Organism: Phycodurus eques (leafy seadragon)
Lineage: Eukaryota; Metazoa; Chordata; Actinopteri; Syngnathiformes; Syngnathidae
Gene: snx19a
Product: sorting nexin 19a
Exons: 12
Coding region: 81-2771 (896 amino acids)
Cellular component (GO): early endosome membrane; intracellular membrane-bounded organelle
Molecular function (GO): phosphatidylinositol binding
Source: RefSeq, a predicted model, not a curated record